Messenger RNA from Nematostella vectensis (starlet sea anemone), 1483 nucleotides. Its product is annotated as vacuolar protein sorting-associated protein 72 homolog. The transcript has a single exon. Gene Ontology annotation, molecular function: ATP-dependent H2AZ histone chaperone activity. The coding region runs from base 64 to 1074 and encodes 336 amino acids. Gene Ontology annotation, cellular component: nucleus. The record is from RefSeq and is a predicted model, not a curated record. Gene Ontology annotation, biological process: chromatin remodeling; regulation of DNA-templated transcription. NCBI's taxonomy places the organism in Eukaryota, Metazoa, Cnidaria, Anthozoa, Actiniaria, Edwardsiidae.
AUAUAAAUGUUUGGGGUUCCUGUGUUCGCGUGGCACUGGAAAUAGCUUGGCAUUUAGUUCAAAAUGGCCGCGGAGGAAAGUCUUGCUCAGGGUAGGCCUUCGCGAAGAAAUGCGGGAAAUCGCAUGUCAAAACUGAUCGAAGAUGAGCAAGAAGUGGAUGAUUUCUACAAGACUGCCUUUGGUGGUUUUGAGGAGGAGGAAGACGAUCUAGAAUAUGAAAAGGAAGAGGAAGAAGAUGUCGAUAUUGUUGACUCUGAUUUUAGUCAGUCAGAAACAGAAGAAGUUAUUGAACAAGACGAAGAUGAACCGAAAAGAAAGAAAAAGAAAACAGUGGUCAAAGCCUACAGAAGGCCCAAGGAUGACUCUGACGAAGAUAAAAAGUCCAAACAGCCUCCUAAACCGAAGAAGAGUGAGGCCCCUCCGAGAGAAGGCCUACGAAAGAGCUCCCGUAGUCUCACAGUUUCUAAAGUCGAGGAACACAAACGUAGACAAUACGAAGAAAAAGAGAAGAAAAAGCUGAUUCAGAUAAAGCAGAAACAGUAUAAAGUAAAGGUGCCUGCAGGGAUGAGACGUUUAACGCAAGAAGAGCUCCUAGCAGAGGCAAGAAUAACAGAAGAGGAAAACACUGCUUCUCUGUUAGCCUACCAGCGCCACGAGGCGGACAAGAAAAAGACCAAGAUACAGAAAGUUACUCAUAAGGGCCCCAUUAUCAGGUUCUGCUCUCUGUCUAUGCCAGUAAUAGAUAUGAAUGAGCCUAUAGUCCAUGUAGAUGAGAUAGAUAAAGAGGAAGAAACCCAAACAAAGCAAAACAUGGACCCAACAAAGAGGUGCUGUAGAAACUUCAUGAUUUUCACUGAUGCAAAGAACUUUCCUGAUGCAUAUUUUCCCACUAAAAAGCCAAAGUACCCUCAGAGGACAUACUGUCCUGUUACUGGGCUACCGGCGCGAUAUCUAGACCCCAUUACGCAGCUACCAUAUGCUAAUGCACAGGCUUUUCGAUACAUCAGGGAAAAAUAUGCUAUGCAGUUAGAGGAGAAAGCUGCCGGUGAAGUAGAGCAUAGGAGACGCAGAUGAUGGAGCACUUGCACAUAGAGACAUGGGUGACAAAAGUGAACUAAAACUUUCACAGAGGGACAUACUAAACCUGCUAUUCCACUUACUCUAUAAAAGAAGGUCAACUUGUCACUUAUGCACUAGUGAAUUGAAACCCCAACCCCCAUGGUCCCAGGGAAGGGUAGGCACCGUGCACGCUAGUGCUAGCAACUAAGCAAAAUGUGAAUUCCUUUCCUAUGUGGAAAUGUUUCAUAUACUCGUGAAUUUUGAAUCACAGUCUUUCACAUCGAAAUCAUAUUUCAAGACGUACCACAGGCUUCCCAUCCGCGUCAGUGAAGGAUUUCUAAGGACAUACGAAUUCAUGCAAAUAAACAUCCAUGAGUUAUACCUUCAUGCUCUAUUCAUGAAAUAAACUUAGUUGGAGUGUAAA